AUGGCUGCCCACGCGUAUACCAUCCCGGAUUGGGCCCCUACCCAGACCACCACAUCUGACACUCCCAAUAGCGGACGGCAAGUCAUGCUGCCGACGAAUCCUGACGAUUUUCAUCCACUGCCGCGACACGACGAAGCCGACUCGGAAUCUGACCACGAGCCAGAAGUGUCUUCAUCACGACCCCCUCCUCCCACCGCCUCAAUUCCCACACGCCGUCCUUCUCGUCUUCGGAGCAUGAGCAACUCACUGGGCUGGCGGCAACGACCAAAGUCCGCCGUGUUUGGAACGACUACCGCAGACGAUUUCGCAGCACCUCUUGCCGACAUGGUCCUGGACAAUGCGCGACGUGCCAGCAACGGCGAGUGGCACGCUGGGAGCCACAGCAACAACGAAUCCGCUGCGAUAGACACCGAUGACGAUGGCAAUGGCAGUGGCAAUGGCAAAGGCAAGGGCAAAGUUAGGGGCAUGAUCCGUCGCGCCUCCGUCUCCCUGAAGCGCGUUGUCUCCCGCCGGUCUUCCAUUGCUACGAGCACAGGUGAAGAGCAUGAGCAUGCGGUUCGCCGCUUCCUGCGCUCAGCACACGGACACCUGAGAUCACCCUCCUUGGAUAUACAGAAUCGUGAAGAACAACAGCAACAUCACCAGGCGCAACCUAGGCAAAAGCGAGGUCCUCCGGUCUCUUUCCGAGCACCCCGUUACACGUCGGAACAGGAGUCGGUGCGCCCGUCUACAUCACAUUCUUCCUCCACAUGGCGUCGACUGCGUCAGGCCACAAGCUUCCGACGGUCUAGCGGAAACUUGUUUGAGAACAUGGAUAAUUCACGAAAUUCGGCCUUGUUCACAAGCCCCGUGCCGGGCAACGGCGGUGCUCCGCCGAUAAUUCCCAGGAAUACCGGAGGAGCAGCCCGGGCUGCGGCCGCGGACGCUGCCAUGAACGCCGACGUGCUCCGCUCAAUGACACCUGCAGAGUGGGCAGUCAACUUGGCCAAGGGCAGCAGUGGCCUGGGCACUAGUAAUCCCAACCAUCCUCAUUACAGCCUGACACACAGCAACGACGGUGAAAGUGGCAUUGGCAUCGCGGUCACGGCUACCGAGUCCGAAUCCGAACGCGACAAGACCGAUUCUCGACUCGACCUGGCCCAGCAUGCAAGCGGGACCUACACCAUGGACAGGCAACGACUGUCUGGUGGUGGUCUGACGCGUGCUGGCUCGGCCACCGGAAGCGUUCAGAUGGCCGAUGGAAUCCCUCGUGUGGACUUCAUCGCACAUUUGCCCCUGGAGCUGGCUCUGGAGGUGCUUUCAUACCUCGACUACACCGAUCUCGCAACCGCCGAACGUGUAUCCAGCCCAUGGAAACAUGUGACUGGUCACAGCUACAUCUGGCGCAAGUCUUUCCUGCGCAGCAUGACCAGCACGUUCGCCACAGGAGGCCAAGUCAAGCCUGGCGCUGGACUCGGCGUUCCUCAUGUCCGACCGGAGAACAACUGGAAGGAAAUCUACAGGGCGAGGGUGGAACUGAACAGGAGGUGGAAGACGGGCAAUGCCAGUCCCGUGUACCUGAAUGGGCAUACCGAUAGUAUCUACUGUCUGCAGUUUGACGAGUCGAAAAUCAUUACAGGCUCUCGAGACAAGACCAUCAGGGUUUGGGACAUGCACACGCUAUCUUGCCGAUAUGUCAUUGGUCCUCCUGACAUCGUCCGCGAACAGAACGUUCUGUGUGACGCCAACGGACAACCAACUCAUUUCGCCACCACGGAGGCCAGCCCGAGGGCGAACCCGUCCUUCCCGGCGACGCUGACCUUCCCGAACCACCACAACGCCUCGAUUCUGUGCCUGCAAUACGACGACCGAAUCCUGGUAACGGGCAGUUCCGACUCGACGUGCAUCGUGCACUCGAUCACGUCGGGCUACCGACCCAUCCGCCGUCUGCAGCACCACUCGGCGGCCGUGUUGGACCUGGUGUUUGACGACCGGUACAUUGUGACGUGCUCCAAGGACGUGUCCAUCUGCGUGUGGGACCGCGAGACCGGCGAGCUGCUCCGACAACUACGUGGGCACGCCGGACCCGUCAACGCGGUGCAGAUGCGCGGCAACACCAUCGUGAGCUGCUCGGGCGACUUCAAGGUCAAGCUGUGGAACAUCAGCACGGGCACGUGCAUCCGCGAGUUUGCCGGCCACACCAAGGGCCUGGCCUGCUCGCAGUUCAGCGAGGACGGCAGGUACGUCGCCUCGGCCGGCAACGACCGCACCAUCCGGGUCUGGGACGCCAACACGGGCGAGUGCGUGCGCGAGGUGGCGGCCCAUACGAACCUCGUCCGCAGCCUGCACAUCGACUCGGUCAGCGGGCGCCUGGUCAGCGGCAGCUACGAUACGGACAUCAUGGUCUUCGACAUGGAGACGGGCAGGCAGCUGCUGCACUUCCCCAGGUGGCACGCCAGCUGGGUCCUCAGCGCCAAGAGCGACUACAGGCGCAUCAUCUCGACGGGGCAGGACCCCAAGAUCUUGGUUAUGGACUUUGGCAAGGGCAUCCCGGGCAUCGAGGCGCUGGAGAGCUGCGAUCAGCGUGACAGCGGCCGUGUUGGUUACAUUUAG
Molecule: messenger RNA, 2592 nt
Organism: Pyricularia pennisetigena
Lineage: Eukaryota; Fungi; Ascomycota; Sordariomycetes; Magnaporthales; Pyriculariaceae
Exons: 2
Coding region: 1-2592 (863 amino acids)
Molecular function (GO): protein binding
Source: RefSeq, a predicted model, not a curated record